AUGCUCAAUGUGUCAUAUGAUAUUGUGUGCCAAUGGCACAAAAACCUCUGGGCCCACAUGAAGUCCUUUCCUCAAUCUCAUGCCUUGGACCAUCUCACCAAGUAUAUAUGCUUCUUCAUGCCAAAGUUCCACCUCCUCACACAUGUUGCAAAAUGUCAGACCAUCUUCUCAUUCAAUUUCACAUGUUAUGUCAGCCAGACAGAUGGUAAAGCCCUGGAGAGGGGCUGGUCAAAUAUCAACCCUGUGGCAUCAAGUACAAAAGUGAUGGGUCCUGGUUGUUGUCAUGACAUGCUGGACAACCAUUUUGGCAAUUGGAAUUGGGAAAAGACCAUUGAGUUGGGCACAUCUCUCCUGUACAAGAUGAAGGAUGCUCUAGCUGAGAAGGCUGUGCAUGCACUUGCAUUUGAGGAAUUUGAUGCUGUCAUCACUCCUGAGCAUCACUCUGUGUGGUUAGAGGAAAUGCAAGCUUGGGAAGAUAAUCCGAAUGACACAUUGAUCUCUAAUCUGCUUGAGGCCAAAGCCAUGGGUGAGUAUUUUCUGCUAUUAAAGUGA
Suillus subaureus is the source of this 552-nucleotide messenger RNA. RefSeq lists its product as uncharacterized. Bases 1 to 552 code for a protein of 183 amino acids. The transcript has a single exon. Lineage: Eukaryota; Fungi; Basidiomycota; Agaricomycetes; Boletales; Suillaceae. The record is from RefSeq and is a predicted model, not a curated record.